Molecule: messenger RNA, 1131 nt
Organism: Verticillium nonalfalfae
Lineage: Eukaryota; Fungi; Ascomycota; Sordariomycetes; Glomerellales; Plectosphaerellaceae
Exons: 3
Coding region: 1-1131 (376 amino acids)
Biological process (GO): DNA-templated transcription
Molecular function (GO): zinc ion binding; DNA binding
Source: RefSeq, a predicted model, not a curated record
AUGUCGUCUUCAGUGUCGGCUGGCAUCUCGUCUUCUGAGUUCGAUAAGCUGUGUUAUGAAUUUGAGGGCGCACUCAUCCUCGACGACUCGGGGGACAUCAAUUGUGAUGCCGAAGCCAGGUACUUUGGCCCGACAAGCGGGCGCCUCGAGCUGCCCGUCGCUCAGGACAAGCCAGAUCAACUACUCAAGACACCAACAAAGCCGUUCGUCAGGGACAUCUCAAUGUUGAACGCCUACAUUGUUGAUGACUCUCUCAUGCAGUUUCAGGAUCUUUACGUGCCAGUGCAACCGUCCCCCAGCAUCACCCCGCCAUCGCUCACCAGUCGUUCCCCUGCAGCGCCAUCGCCAGAGACCUUGACGUCUGAUGAGCUUCAGUCCCAUCUGGUAGAUCUCUAUUUUGCAUGGGACAACCCGUGGCACAAUAUUCUGAACGAGGGUCGGUUUCGUCACGCCAUGAAGCACAACACCAAGUGCUUUAGCCUCGUACUCUUAAACUCCGUGCUCGCUAUGGGGUCUCGGUACUCGGACCGGGUCGAUGUUCGCUCGGAUCCAGAGGACGGGAACACGGCUGGUCAACCCUACCUGGAGGUGGCUGAAAGGUUGAUCCAGAAAGAACUCCAACACCCUCGGAUCGCCACGGUCCAAUCAUUAGCCAUCAUGGGGGUGCUAUACGCUGCUAUGGGGAGAGACGCCUGUGGCUAUUUGCACCAAGGCAUGGCCAACCGCCUGGCCCUCGAUAUGGGUCUCAACAUCGACCCGAUCACACUGACGGGUUCACGAUGCAUGUCAGAUGAGGAUGCAAACAGCCGGAGACAGCUGUACUGGGCGCUCUAUUGCUUGGAUAAGCAAUCUGCCAUAUAUACGGGACGCGUUUGCACCAUGCUGGUAGGUCGCAUGCCUUCGCCCCCUCGUGUCGCACGCGACGCUGGCGUACAGAACCCUAUACUGAACGAUACCAUGCAGGACUCGCAAGCCUGUGUCAAUUACCCCUCAGGGCCAGAACUGGAGAGUUCCCUACCAACCCUCAAACAACCAGCCUACAAAUCUCAUAAUCCUCUGCUGCGAGCUCUCAGUACAUUGUCGCAGAUGCUGGAGAAGGUUUUGCUGCACCUGUACGCCCCCGAUCUUUGA